CCUCUUGCAUUGUGAAAAAUUCUUAACCAAUCACGUAUUCGCUUUCAAACGUCACUCGGUGUUUGUGCUCUUGAUUACGCUCGUCAUCCCAAAUAGGGGCAAAGUGUUUCGUACUUGCGGUUUAGUAAACUUCGUUAACUUUAAUUAGGCGACUGUGGACUCUGCUUUUACGUUGGAUUCUGUUUAUCACAAAGUUUUCACUUGUCUUUCAACUUUUAGAGGGAAAAUGUUCCCGUAACAAAGGUAAAUCACAUGAAUUUGUAAACAGUUGUUUUCCGCAUUGGGACGAUUAAGAGUGACCCGAAAUUCUAUCUCAGAGAGCUUCCGAGGUUAUAUGUCAUACUCUUCAAGUGGAUUACUCAGUGAAACGAAUAUUUUUUCUAUCUAUUUUCAGUGACCAUGGAAAUUAAAAAGCUUCUCAGACUGGAUGUUGAUGGUUAAUGAAAUUUUAUUGUUUUUAACAUUGAUAAGAUAGACAUUGUGUAUUGGGUGUAAAUAUUAUGGCUGAUUACGUGACAGAGAGCGGACGAGUGGAUGGUUCGUGGGAACUGACCAUUGAGGUUACAGACGUCCAGGUGGAAAAGAAACUUAGGGUCAAUGGAGACCUCCACAUAGGAGGCGUCAUGGUGAAACUGGUGGAGGCACUAGACAUUGCGGCAGAUUGGUCCGAUCAUGCCCUCUGGUGGCCAGACAAAAACCAGUGGCUGUUGCGGUCCCGCUCAACACUGGACCAAUAUGACGUCCAGGCCGAUGCCAAACUUCUUUUUACUCCCAUGCAUAAAAACGUCAGACUUCAGCUCCCAGAUCUCCAGAUUCUGGACAUGAGAAUGAACUUCUCAACAAAAGUUUUCUCUGCAAUCACCUCCUUGUGUAAAGAAUUAGGAAUUAGAAAUCCUGAAGAAAUGUCAGUGAUGAAAUUCAUGGACAAGGAUGAUUUAAAAAAGAACAUUAAGGAACACUUAAAUACAAAGAAAAAGAGGGAUUCCCUGCACGACCAGAUGCCAACUAGUAAUGGCAUCAACCACUCCAACACAGGAAGUCUGGACAGACUUAGUCCAUUCCCAAACAGGAGUCCUGGUGGUCCAUCUCCUAAUAACACACUAGGCCGCUCACCAGGUUUUAAUUCUCCUUCACCCUACAACACAUUGAAUGGCACAAUGUCCCCAGGAUCCAUGUACAGCUUGUCUUUUGAGGGCGGCAUGGAGUCAGCUCUGGCUAAUAGCCCACCAAUACCCAUGAAAGAGGCUCUACAGUACCUUCACAAACCCAAAAAUCUCACAGAUAAAGCCCGUAUUAACUUUGCGUGGCUAGAUUCUUCCAGGUCCUUAAUGGAGCAAGGAAUUAGGGAUAAUAAUUUCCUUCAACUGAAAUUUAAAUUUUAUAACUUCUACGAUUUGAAUACUAAGUAUGAUGCUGUGAGGAUUAACCAGAUCUAUGAACAAGCCAAAUGGAGUAUAAUGUCCGAGGAAAUCGACUGUACAGAGGAAGAAAUGAUGAUGUUUGCAGCUCUGCAGGUUCAGGUUCAGAUGCAGGUGGGACAGUCUCAGCCCCCCAGUGAUUCCUCCAUUAUGGACCACAGCACCCCCCACAUGGAGGGAGAUGACAUUGAUGCUGAUCUGUCAAACUUAGAGCAGUCUUUACAAGUGGCCAAUAUCUCUUCUCAUGGGGACAUAACAUCAAUACCAGAACUCGGUGGCUACGUCAAGUGGUUCAAACCUAAAAAGUUUACAUUGAAAAGCUACAAGAGAGCCUGGUGUGUCUGUAAGGAUUUAUUUAUUGCCUUCUUCAAGAGUCAGGAGGAGGCCACAGGAAGUCCAAUGAUGAAAAUAUCCAUCAAAGGCUGUGAAGCUCACCCAGAUCUGAACAUUUCACAUGCUAAAUAUGGAAUAAAGCUUUUCAUCCCAUCACCUGAAGGAAUGUCUGAAUUGUGGCUGAGGUUUGAAACGGAAGAUGAGUAUUGCAAGUGGAUGGCAGCAUGUAAGUUGGCUUCCCAGGGUAAAACAAUGGCCGACAGUUCCUAUGAUACUGAGGUUCAGAGCCUGCGGACGCUUUUGAGCCGACAGACCCCCACUGAUGCCCCUGUGACCCCCAUACAGGUGGAUAUUAAGAAUCCAGAGGACUAUGUGGCACCCAGAUUCUACAAGAAAUUAAAAGGGAAACAGCUGGAAAAGAGAAUAUUAGAGGCACAUGCUAAUGUCCAGAAUCUUCCACUGAUGGAGGCCAAGAUGGCAUUUAUAAAAGCUUGGCAGUCUCUUCCUGAUUACGGCAUCAGCUACUUCAUCAUCAAGCAGAAGAAUGCCAAGAAAGAGGAACUUCUGGGAGUAUCGCCAAACAAAAUAAUGCGAAUGGACUUGAACUCUGGUGAUUCCAUAAAAACUUGGCGUUAUGGAAGUCUGAAAUCAUGGCACGUAAAUUGGGAAGUGCGACAUGUUAUUUUAGAAUUUGAAGGCGAGACAUUAACCUUUGCUUGUUUGAGUGCUGACUGCAAAGUGGUGCAUGAGUUCAUAGGAGGAUACAUCUUCCUUUCAAUGAGAUCAUCAGACAAAAAUCAAACACUCAAUGAAGAAUUAUUUCAUAAGUUAACUGGAGGAUGGUACUAAACUAUUUAACUUACGAGUGUAAAUCUGUGAUCUGCAAUAGUGUGCCUAAAAGUCUGUCAAAUAUAUUCACUGUAAGUGAUCCUUUAUUUGGGCAAAAUAUUUUGUUCCAUUUAAUAAGGGAAAAAAAUGUGGAUACAUGUUUAAGGAAAUAAGUGAAACCACAGUGUUGGAGCUCAUGAUAUAUACAUGUACCUUGUGCAUGUGAAAUAUUUUGAUUCAUUUUUUCCCAGCUUUAUUUCUGUAUUCAAGCAAGCCAGCAGGUCAUCUUCAUUUAGCAUUACCGUCAUUUCUUUUCAUUUCUUUGUAUUAUUUUAUAUGUAUCUGAUGUUUUAUAUAGAACCUUUUUUUUUUUUUUUGCUGUAUCAUGCCAGAGUGGUGUGUUCAUAAUGCAUGCAAGAUGUGAAAUUAUAUUGGUCACAUGAUUAAUCAUGUGACUGUCAAAGGUUUAUUGUGUCAUAUGUAUGGUAUAAAUAUUUAAUAUGCUGAUCAUAUUGUAAAAUAUACUCAGCUGUUUGUCCAGAUAUGCUGUGCAGGCAUACAUUUAUGUAUUCCAGUAUGGGAAUAGAUAAAAUUACUUGUACCUGUUGAUAACCACAAUAACCAACCAAUCCUUACAAGGUUUUACGUUUUAAUUAGAGAAAAUAUUGAAAUUUUAUGAUGCAUGAACAUGAUGAACCUUGGACAGCUUUAUAGAAAACCCCCGAUGAUUUUAUCCCCACAAAACCAUGUGUUACUUGUAGUACAUGUAUGAACAGUAAAGUUAAACAAAGUAUGUGCAACAUAAUUCUACUGGUAUUCACACAAUAUAUUUAUAAUUCAUGUAUGUAUGUAUGUGUAUCACCCUAGGUUUAUUCUUAAUGGUUUUACUAUAAAUAUUUGACCUUUUAUUUAGAAAGUUUGUGAAAGCUAGAGAAAUGGGCAAGAAUUUGUAUGACCCAGAUUUGGUGGGAAAAAUGAAAGCUUGAAGUUGAAAUAAUUGUUAUCUUAUUAAAAAAAAUUAUAUGAAGCUUAUGAAAUGUAAAAGAAAGCUAAACCCUUCCUUAAGCCCUGUGCUGUUUACCAAUAAAAUGUUGCUGUAUAUUCUUCUGCAGGUGUCUUCAGAAGAGCAUGUUAUUAAAAUAAUGUAUCGUCAUGAAAUUAAAAAAAGGAAUAAACAGGCAAAGGCU
This is a messenger RNA of Saccostrea echinata, 3766 nucleotides long. Its product is annotated as fermitin family homolog 2-like. The coding region runs from base 501 to 2600 and encodes 699 amino acids. Lineage: Eukaryota; Metazoa; Mollusca; Bivalvia; Ostreida; Ostreidae. The transcript is spliced from 12 exons. The record is from RefSeq and is a predicted model, not a curated record. Gene Ontology annotation, biological process: integrin-mediated signaling pathway; cell-matrix adhesion. Gene Ontology annotation, molecular function: integrin binding. Gene Ontology annotation, cellular component: cell-substrate junction.